Molecule: messenger RNA, 741 nt
Organism: Alternaria atra
Lineage: Eukaryota; Fungi; Ascomycota; Dothideomycetes; Pleosporales; Pleosporaceae
Exons: 1
Coding region: 1-741 (246 amino acids)
Source: RefSeq, a predicted model, not a curated record
AUGAACAUGGCUAACGGUUUCACUGAACUCACCGCCUUCUUGAGAGGUGGAUCUCUUUUGGCAAGUGAUUGUGUUUCGAACCUUGGACAGGACGGUUUGCCGAGUAACCAGUGGGAACUUGAGCUUGAACAUUGGUUCAAGUUUACACUAGCCGAUCUACAGCGGGCAAUACUUGAUCAAGCGAUGGGUCCAGUCACGUCAGAGGCCCGAUCAUUCCACUCACCGCCUACGUCUGCAGAAGCACAAGCAAUCUGUGGCAGCCAGAAGAUCCGAAGCGACUCCUAUACUUCGUUCAAUAUGCUCGGCCUUACUAUAAUGUUUUCGAUCAGUGGCCUAAUCAUGGUCAUCUCGGCCUGCUUACCCACCGCCACUGCGCGUAUGCAGCGACACAAAAGGCCGUUCGCUAGUAUCGAAUGGGUUACAAACGAUACGCUGCAGCUCCAGCGGCUUGCACAUGAGGCUGUAGGAGCGGGACGGUGGGAGGGCGCAUGCGACGAUAAUCCGCGGACACGGAAUGGUGAUCUUCUGGGUGUGCUCGACAUCUCCGAUAAGAGGCAUCCUGUACUCCAAGCUCAAGCAAAGGCUGAAAUGGUGAAAGAGUCAACGCAAGCAGAGGGAGAAAGCGAGACAGGGAGUAUAGAGGAGCAAAUGAGCGACCCGGUCCAGGAGUCCCUGUUGAGGAUUGAGCUCCCACGUGUUUCUUUAGAGCUGUCGCAUCACUUUGCAACUGAAGCAUGUUAG